AUGGGACACAGCGAUUAUUCGGUUGCCUCUGCACACGCUUUGCGAGGGUCACAAUUACUGGGGGAGCGCGAAGCACAUGAAUUGCAUCGGCAGCAGCAGAAGCAGUCUAUGGACCAGUUGAAGGAUGAAAGCCGAUCAAGACGUCAGUCUAGAGAGCGCAAAAGUGUGCGUUUCACGCCCAGCACGAAUUUCAACAACGAGAGCGAGCCAGACGUAUCGACCGACACUGACAUUUUCACACAGUCUCCACAUGCCUCUCGAGGCAGCGUAUCGUCCAUUGAUUUUGCGGAGUCCUUGCCACAGGUCAGGGUGGCUAGGGAGGCCAGCGUGCAACUGCUCAAGCCUGUGGUCUAUUCGCCUCCGCAAGACAGCGCAAAUCUCCUACUUCCAGCAACGACAUACAGUCCCUCUUCGGUGAGCGUGAAAAAGAGAGUUGAGGAGUACGAGGCACUUCCGGACCACAUUUCCAGCACUCAGGUCGAUCUUCGUAUUGACACUGACGAUCUCAGCCAUAAGAGAAGUCCAAGCGGCUCCAGCACAUCAUCUGGAUCCGGACGCUCGCGACAGAAGGACGACAUCUACUUCACCCCGGUCGACGUCACGAGGUCACAAAUAUUUCUCUCCAGCCCAGUCAGCAGUCCUUCUGCCAGUCCAGACAGUCCCACACUUCCGCGCGAGACCGACGACGAUGACGAGUGUCCGACACCAAGGGCUUCGAGAGCACUUUCGCGUCGUCCAAGCCAGGUCUAUGUUGGUGGUGUGGAGAAGCUCAACAUCAAAGACGAUGCGUUGAAGAUCACGCCUGUGCAACUCGAUCAGCUUGUGGUUGCUCUUGCAAAAUCUCGAAUGCUCGUGAAGCAUGUAUCCGGAGAUUGGUGGGAUCUUGACGAUGUUCCCGAUGAUGAGAGUGUCGUCUCGUCAUUUAGCCAAGUCUCGUUGCCAACGCUGACAUCUGCCUCAACCUUAUACACUCGGCAGAAUGAGAAUUUCGUCAAUGACCAACGCAACACCAAUAGCUCACAAUCGCAAGGCCAGAUGCCCAGAGUCGCCGCACAGAAUGGAGCUUUUGGUGGUGUUGCCCUCUGCGAUACCAAGGUCCAUGGCACACCAGUACGCUUCGUUUCCAAAAAUUACAGACAUGGUUCUAGCAUUCUCGACGUGGGGACCUGCACUUAUCUCAGCGUUACCUACGGCACGGAAGUAGAAUGUGCUUUGAGUAUAGAAGCUCCCUCAAACGGCAGCUCUGGUACCAGAAUUGUACUGCAAUGCAAAACGCAAGUGGUGGAUCGCAAAAGUGGCAAGCAAGUGUACACUCUCAUGGCGGAGGAAGACGUGACAAAAGGUUUCAUCAAAGCAGCUCUAGCCGAACUCGCAGAAGCCAGAGGCAAAGCAUACGACGAUAUCAAGAUCGCAAGUCCCUCGCAAGAUUCUGCGACAGAAUCUCCCGACAUCGACUGGGUGGAAUUUGCAGAUGAGCUUCAAGCCGCGGCCGACGUGAGUGAUCUCGUGGACGAAACGGCUGCCAUCUUCAAAACGCUCGAAUCCGAAACUGCGAGCAUGCAGACGUUGACAUUGAUGUCCUCUCUCGAUCGCAUUAAGGAAAAUUACGAGGACUUCCUCAUUCUUCGACCCAUAGCUUUCCACGAUAAUGGUUUGCCAUCCAGUAUGCGACUUCCGUGGGUAUCUCAGAGGCUCUACACGGAUUGGUACCAAUCUAAGAAGAUUGGUGAUGAUGAGGUGGCUCCAGGUGAUACGCAGGAAGCACAGGAUUUUCAGGCGUGCAUUGUUGCUAAUGUGGCUAAGCAAGGCGCAAAGGCUCAAGCUUUCGAUUGUGAAGCGUAUUGGGGUGAGCACAACAAGCAGUAUCUCCAUUGUGUACCGCUGAUGGAGAAUUCGGAAGGUCAUUGUGAUGCUUGGGCUUGUUUUGUGCGAGGUGAGUUCAUUAUCGACCCGUAG
Pseudocercospora fijiensis CIRAD86 is the source of this 1956-nucleotide messenger RNA. RefSeq lists its product as uncharacterized. NCBI's taxonomy places the organism in Eukaryota, Fungi, Ascomycota, Dothideomycetes, Mycosphaerellales, Mycosphaerellaceae. Bases 1 to 1956 code for a protein of 651 amino acids. The transcript has a single exon. The record is from RefSeq and is a predicted model, not a curated record.